AUGUCAGUUUUAGUCUAUUCCCUUUUGAAUACUGUUAUCAUUCGUGUAAACAAUCUUAUUGCGUGGAAGGUUCAUCCUCAAUUCGUCCAUUCGACCGCAGGCGUGUGUGGUUUGGAAAGUGGUCUGUGGUCUAACUGCCUUCUACUUGUCGAGAUUAAUAAAACAUAUCAAACUAAUUUCUACUGGAGAUCUGAAGAAACCGGUAUAAGAAGUAUUGUCGAGCAAUCUUCACUUGGAGGCAGACAGGUCAUAGAGACAGAUCUAUAG
Nezara viridula (southern green stink bug) is the source of this 267-nucleotide messenger RNA. NCBI's taxonomy places the organism in Eukaryota, Metazoa, Arthropoda, Insecta, Hemiptera, Pentatomidae. The record is from the annotation of a GenBank genome assembly.